AUGGGCCUCUGUCGGGGCUCUCCCCAUAGCCGUAAGGGCGAAAAGGCCAAGUUGUGCCCCAACUUGCUGGCAGUCAACAGCCAGAUACACAAUGAGGCCGCCCCCAUUUUGUACCACCGGAACAAUCUCGUAUUCCGGGAUCCCUACACCUUCGACAGGUACAUGAGGCGCAUGAAGCACAGCAUCGCCCGUCCCCGACCCGUUGCGGUCCCCUCGCCACUGGACAUGCUCACCCACAUCACCUUCUUUCCCACGGAGUGCCGCGGAGAGCAGAUCCUCCUCUUCCGCAUCGACGGGGGAUGGCAGAUCCUGACCAAGCAUUGCCGCAACUUGAGGACCAUCACCCUGGACAACGAGGACGCCACCCACUUCGCCAAAGACGCACGCGCUUUCGCUGCGUACGGAGGCUUCCGCCAGCUGGUCAGCCGACGUGGCGAGGAGAGCGGACCCGGCCUCGUGGACGCCUUGAUCAAGGUGUCGGACCGUUUGGCUGGUCUUCACUGUGCGCGAAAGCAUGCACGCGCUUCGACGGACACCGGCAUCACAGAUGAGGAUCGCGUUGAGGCGGAAGAGGACGUCAGGGAGGCCAUGAAGGAAGGGUUGGAGGAGACCAACAUGUACCCGGCUCUCCCGUUCAAUACUUGGGACUCUUGA
This is a messenger RNA of Diplodia corticola, 654 nucleotides long. RefSeq lists its product as uncharacterized. NCBI's taxonomy places the organism in Eukaryota, Fungi, Ascomycota, Dothideomycetes, Botryosphaeriales, Botryosphaeriaceae. The record is from RefSeq and is a predicted model, not a curated record. The coding region runs from base 1 to 654 and encodes 217 amino acids. The transcript has a single exon.